Messenger RNA from Mugil cephalus (flathead mullet), 2071 nucleotides. Its product is annotated as neuronal acetylcholine receptor subunit alpha-2-like. The transcript has 8 exons. Gene Ontology annotation, cellular component: postsynaptic membrane; synapse; neuron projection. NCBI's taxonomy places the organism in Eukaryota, Metazoa, Chordata, Actinopteri, Mugiliformes, Mugilidae. Gene Ontology annotation, molecular function: acetylcholine-gated monoatomic cation-selective channel activity; transmembrane signaling receptor activity. The record is from RefSeq and is a predicted model, not a curated record. Gene Ontology annotation, biological process: regulation of membrane potential; nervous system process; signal transduction. Bases 108 to 1703 code for a protein of 531 amino acids.
UGGGAGACGAGCGGUGUGUGGAAACAGAGAAUGGACACUUGUAGGACAACCUGAGGUUCGUGUGUGUGUGUGUGCUGCACAGCUGGGAAUCUAUUUGUGUCUUUUCGAUGGAGCAGAGAGGAGCUCUGACGCCGCUUUGCUGCUGCUGCUGCUGCUGGAUCAUCAUUAACUCCGUUCUGGCUGGAGAAUGGACUCGUGUUCACGCGGAGGACGAGCUCUUCAGGAGUUUGUUUGGAGGCUACAACAAGUGGACUCGUCCUGCUCAGAACAUCACAGACGUGGUCAUCGUCAAGUUCGGCCUCUCCAUCGCUCAGCUGAUAGAUGUGGACGAGAAAAACCAGAUGAUGACAACCAACGUGUGGCUGAAACAGGAAUGGACGGACUAUAAACUCCGGUGGAGUCCUGCCGAAUACGACAACGUGACGUCCAUCCGAGUUCCUUCUGAGCUCAUCUGGGUGCCGGACAUUGUGCUGUACAACAAUGCCGAUGGAGAGUUCGCCGUCACCCACAUGACCAAGGCCCAGCUGUUUCACACCGGCCGCGUGCGCUGGGCGCCGCCGGCCAUCUACAAGUCCUCCUGCUCCAUCGACGUCACCUUCUUCCCCUUCGACCAGCAGAGCUGCAAGAUGAAGUUCGGAUCCUGGACGUACGACCGCGCCAAGAUCGACCUGGAGCCCCUGGAGAACACCGUGGACCUCAAGGAUUACUGGGAGAGUGGAGAGUGGGCCAUAGUCAACGCCGUGGGCACCUACAACACCAAGAAAUACGACUGCUGCCACGAGAUCUACCCGGACAUCACCUACUACUUCGUGAUCCGCCGCCUCCCGUUGUUCUACACCAUCAACCUCAUCAUCCCCUGCCUGCUCAUCUCCUUCCUCACCGUCCUGGUCUUCUACCUGCCGUCGGACUGCGGCGAGAAGAUCACGCUGUGCAUCUCGGUGCUGCUGUCGCUCACCGUCUUCCUGCUGCUCAUCACCGAGAUCAUCCCGUCCACGUCGCUGGUCAUCCCCCUCAUCGGGGAGUACCUGCUCUUCACCAUGAUUUUCGUCACGCUGUCCAUCAUCAUCACCGUGUUCGUGCUGAACGUGCACCACCGGUCCUCGGAGACCCACGCCAUGCCCCGGUGGGUUCGGAGGCUGUUCCUCUCCGCGGUGCCACGCUGGCUGUGCAUGACGCGACCCGACCACGACAACCUCAGGCCUGGAAGGCGGCGCUCAGUCACCCGACCCUCCCACAGCGCCUGGAUCACUCAGGAGUCCGACAUCGAUCUCCAUGGUUACCAGGAGGACCAGCUCGACUCCCUGGAAAUCAACUACUGCGACCUGCACGGUUUUCCAGACGCGCCUCACCUGACCAGGUUUGGGGUGAAGAUUAGACCUUCUUCUUCUCCUUCUUCUUCUUCCCCUCCGUCCCUCGGCUACACCCUCCUCCCGCAGAGACACUCGCCCCUCGGCUCGGAGUGGGACGCCGCCCCCGUGGACCAAACACAAACGGUUCUGUCUCCUGCUGUGGUGUCGGCCCUGGAGGGGGUGACCUACAUCGCAGAGCAUCUGAGGGCUGAGGAUGAAGACUUCUCGGUGAAGGAGGACUGGAAGUACGUGGCCAUGGUCGUGGACCGGAUCUUCCUGUGGAUGUUCAUCAUCGUGUGUCUGCUGGGGACGGUUGGACUCUUCCUGCCUCCGUGGCUCUCUGGGAUGAUUUAAAACUAAACUAAACUAAAUACUCAAAGCAUGUAUGAAAAUUAAAGUAAUAAAUAAAAUAUCCAGACAAGGUUGGACAGUUGUGUCCUGAAACUACUUUCAAAUAAACUUCCCUUUGUGUAACUCUAACCUUUCAACUAAUUCCCUUUAUUAAAUAUCAAAAGACGCAGAAGAAACGAGAAAGACGAGCAUGUAGAAUAAGUGUUAAGGCCCCAAAUCACUUAAUUAAACAGGAUAAAAGUAUCCGUCACUCACAGGUUAUCACAUUAACUUCAACCAGAUAUAUUCAGGUCAAAAACACAGCGUUUGCCUCAGGCGGCCCAGAGGAAUCUCUUCUAUUUAACGUCUAUUUAAAUAAAAACUGAUAAAAA